UGUAAAAUUAUCACAACGACAAUACAAACACAAAAAAUACAAAAAAAAUUAAAAUUAAAAAAGAAGAAGGGAAAUAUGGGUUUCACCGAGAAGCAAGAGUCUUUAGUGAAUAGUUCAUGGGAAUCAUUCAAACAAAAUCUCUCUGGCUAUAGUGUUUUGUUCUAUACUAUUAUAUUAGAGAAAGCACCUGCAGCAAAAGGCAUGUUCUCUUUUCUUAAAGAUACAACUGGAGUACAAGAUAGUCCUCAACUUCAAGCUCAUGCUGCAAAAGUUUUUGAAAUGGUGCGCGACUCAGCUGUUCAACUCCGAGCAACUGGAGAAGUGAUUUUGGGAGAUGCUACAUUGGGUGCUAUCCACAUCCAGAAAGGAGUGGUUGAUCCUCAUUUUGUGGUGGUAAAAGAAGCUUUGUUGAAAACGAUAAAGGAAGCAGCAGGGGGCAACUGGAGCGAAGAACUAAGUACUGCUUGGGAAGUUGCUUAUGAUGGAUUGGCAGCUUCAAUUAAGAAAUCAAUGAGUUAAAUUUGAGAUGAUCUAUUGUUAUAAAUAAAUUUAAUAAAUAAAAUUUGUAAUACUAAAACUUGUUAAACAAGUUUCUAUAAUAAACAUCGUUGAGAACUAUAAUGUUAUAUUGUUUGUGUUUA
Messenger RNA from Medicago truncatula (barrel medic), 641 nucleotides. Its product is annotated as leghemoglobin. Bases 76 to 519 code for a protein of 147 amino acids. The record is from RefSeq and is a predicted model, not a curated record. The transcript is spliced from 4 exons. Lineage: Eukaryota; Viridiplantae; Streptophyta; Magnoliopsida; Fabales; Fabaceae. Gene Ontology annotation, molecular function: oxygen binding; heme binding.